AUAAUUUAUAAUAUUUAUAUACCUAACAGCCUAGAAUGAAAGACGUACAUACACACAAUUAACUGUCUAUUACAAUCUGAAGAAAAUUCCUAUAAUUAGAAAAGACACACCUCACACAUAGAGAAUUAGUUGUAAAGAUUUUAUUGUAUAAUGGAAGAAGAAGAUAGGUCACAUUAUAUAUAUCUUUUAAAAAAUCUCCCAACUUGUUUGGCAACUCUUUUCGAAAAUGAUAAUGAAGAAGAAGGAUCUCGAGAAAUAGCUGUUGCUCUAAUGACCUGUUUUGCUGUGUAUCUAAAAAAAUAUGCGUUUACUGUAUUGAGAGAUUUUAGAACUAAACAAAUUGUCCAGAUAUAUAAAUCACUAAUUAGCAAAGGCAAUAAGCAUGUAGAGUCUCCUGAAGCUUGGCAAAGAGCCUUAAAAUUGGAAGCAAAAAGAGAAAGAAAAUUUGUUAUGAAUACUAUGACGACUACUACUAGAGAGAAACUUGUUCUAUUGAUGGAAGAAUAUAGAGUGCCAUCAGAACAAUGGUAUUUACUUCUAAAUUUGUUGUUAAAUGUUCAAAAGCAUAUGAAAGUUUUGCCUAAUGGUAGUGUACAAUUACCACCUGGAAAAGAGAUAGAUGAUAUCAUAAACAUAAUCUAUAGAGAUGAAAUGGAGCAAAUUUAUGUAUUUACAUAUUCACUAAUUGCACGCUUACGGAGAUUCUACUCUAUUAGACAAAUUGUGAGAGUAUUAGUUGACUAACGAA
Molecule: messenger RNA, 748 nt
Organism: Trachymyrmex cornetzi
Lineage: Eukaryota; Metazoa; Arthropoda; Insecta; Hymenoptera; Formicidae
Exons: 2
Coding region: 151-744 (197 amino acids)
Source: RefSeq, a predicted model, not a curated record